Messenger RNA from Salarias fasciatus (jewelled blenny), 4732 nucleotides. It is a transcript of the gene slc9a7, whose product is annotated as solute carrier family 9 member 7. NCBI's taxonomy places the organism in Eukaryota, Metazoa, Chordata, Actinopteri, Blenniiformes, Blenniidae. Gene Ontology annotation, cellular component: plasma membrane; recycling endosome. Gene Ontology annotation, biological process: potassium ion transmembrane transport; sodium ion import across plasma membrane; regulation of intracellular pH. The transcript is spliced from 16 exons. Gene Ontology annotation, molecular function: potassium:proton antiporter activity; sodium:proton antiporter activity. Bases 199 to 2277 code for a protein of 692 amino acids. The record is from RefSeq and is a predicted model, not a curated record.
CAGGGGCCGUCGGUCGGUGCGAGUCCUCGCGCCGCGGCGCCGUGUACCUUUAAAAGGCUGAACUCGGCGGUGGGUGCACGGCUCUGUGAGCACUGCUCGGCUCAGCUGUGUGGACCUUCUUCCAGCAGUGACAUGGCAUAGAGGCGCCGUGCGCUGGCACAAGCAGCCGCAGCCGCAGCCGCAGCAGCAUCCCGCACCAUGGACGCUCCCCGGGAGCGGAGCGCAGCGCGCCGGGCGCGCGACGCCGCGCUGCCCGUCUGGAUCUUACUGGCAACGGCGGUGUCGGGACUGAAGGCGGAGGACGGCGGGAUGGAAGAACUUGCCACCGAGAAGGAGGCAGAGGAAAGUCACCGUCAGGACAGCGUCAAUUUGCUGACAUUCAUCCUGCUGCUGACCUUAACCAUCCUCACCAUAUGGCUCUUCAAGCGUCGGCGGGUUCGCUUCCUUCACGAAACCGGGCUGGCAAUGAUUUACGGUUUGCUGGUUGGCGUGAUCCUGCGUUACGGCAUCCCGGCCACCAGCUACCACCACAAGACCCCCCCCAGCUGCUCGCUGAAGGAGGGACCUGCCAGCACCCUGCUGCUCAAUGUCAGCGGCAAGUUCUUUGAGUAUACCCUGAAAGGGGAGAUCAACUCCAGAGAGAUCCACAAUGUGGAGCAGAACGAUAUGCUGCGCAAGGUGACCUUUGACCCUGAGGUCUUCUUCAACAUUUUGCUGCCCCCAAUCAUUUUCCACGCUGGAUACAGCCUUAAGAAGAGGCACUUCUUCAGGAAUCUGGGCUCCAUCAUAACCUACGCUUUCCUCGGCACUGCCAUCUCAUGUUUUGUUAUCGGGAAUCUGAUGUAUGGCGUGGUGAAGCUGAUGCAGGUGGUGGGACAGCUGACCGAUAAGUUUUACUACACGGACUGCCUUUUCUUCGGUGCCAUCAUCUCUGCCACAGACCCGGUGACGGUGUUGGCCAUCUUUAAUGAGCUUCACGCUGACGGAGACCUCUACGCUCUGCUGUUUGGAGAAAGCGUGAUGAACGACGCAGUGGCCAUUGUGCUUUCAUCGUCUAUUGUUGCUUACCAGCCAGCCGGUGCGAACACCCACAUGUUUGAUGCUUCGGCCUUUUUCAAGUCCGUUGGGGUGUUCCUGGGUAUUUUUAGCGGCUCCUUUGUGAUGGGCGCAGCCACAGGAGUCGUCACUGCUCUCGUCACCAAAUUCACCAAGCUGCACUGCUUCCCGUUGCUGGAGACCGCCCUCUUCUUCCUCAUGUCCUGGAGCACCUUCCUCCUGGCCGAGGCCUGCGGCUUCACAGGAGUUGUGGCCGUGCUCUUCUGUGGCAUCACACAGGCUCACUACACCUACAACAACCUCUCGGAGGAGUCCACAAAGCGCACCAAGCAGCUCUUUGAGGUUCUUCACUUCCUGGCUGAAAACUUCAUCUUUUCCUACAUGGGCCUGGCUCUGUUCACCUUCCAGAAUCACAUCUUCAGCCCCAUCUUCAUCAUUGGAGCUUUUAUUUCCAUAUUCAUUGGAAGAGCUCUCAACAUUUACCCGCUGUCUUUUCUCCUCAACCUCGGUCGAAGGCACAAGAUAAACCAGAACUUCCAGCACAUGAUGAUGUUUGCAGGGCUGCGUGGGGCGAUGGCCUUCGCCCUCGCCAUCCGGGACACGGCCACCUACGCCCGCCAGAUGAUGUUCACGACCACGCUGCUCAUCGUCUUCUUCACCGUCUGGGUGUUCGGCGGUGGAACCACUCCGAUGCUGUCAUGGCUUCACAUCAGGGUUGAUGUGGAUCCUGAUCAAGACCUGCAGCCCUGUGUGGACAACUUCCAGGUCUUACAGGGGGAUGGCUCCCAGGCGGAAGGACAAAGUAAAACCAAACAGGAGAGUGCGUGGCUCUUCCGACUGUGGUACACCUUUGAUCACAAUUACCUCAAGCCCAUUCUGACGCACAGCGGUCCGCCCCUCACCUCCACUCUGCCCAGCUACUGCGGGCCUCUGGCGAGCUGUCUGACCAGUCCACAGGCGUAUGAGAACCACGAGCAGCUGAGAGACCCCGACUCUGACCUCAUCCACAGUGACGCCGACCUGACCUUCAUGUUCGGCGACACUGCCAUCACAGCCAAUGGGGCGUCGGCCAACGCCGCCGGGGGCUCGGGCUGGAGCGCCAACGGAAAACGGAGCGGCAGCACGUCAGAGGAAGCGCUGGAGCGUGAGCUGGACUCCCGCGAGCAGGAGCUGCUGAGCCGAGGCACGCGCUUGGUGUUCCCCAUCGAGGACCACGUCUGACCCCCACCUUCAUCUGCUGCUGACUCUCCCUGACCUGAUGCCCCACCUCCUCCUGACCCCGCCCCACCCCCACCCCGGACGGACCCCCCCUCACCCCCGGCUCUCAGCCUGCGGUCCCUCAUAGAUGAGACGAGCUGGGAGAAAUGAGAGCAGGUGAGACGGAAGGGAUCAGAGCCACUCUGAGGAGCCGAGCUCGGAGCUGCAGGAGCGUUUCAUCCUCAUUUUACAGAGAUGGAGUUUAUUCUUCAGCGGACAGGGGUCUUCGAGAGUGCCAGUAGAGGAAAUCUCUAGGUUUCUGCUGCUUAAUCAGAGGGGAAACCAAAAUAUGCAAAAUUCACUCUGUUCCUGUGAACAUGUGACACUGUGCAUUUAACGUCAGAGUCAGAGGAGCAGAAAAAAAAAUGUUGCGCUUUCUCAUCAUGUGAUCUGACCAGCUUCACACACACCAGUUAGCAUUGUUACACACACACACACACACACACACACACACACACACACACACACACACACACACACACACACACACACAAAAGAAGAAAGUAUUAUUCUCUCAAUUCCAACCAGUGUAGAGGUCACCAAACUCAAAACGCCACAGAUCGAAAAAAGGAAUUUCCUUCUGAAGCUGCUUACAAUCCACUGAUUUGGUGCGUUUGUGAAAAGGUCCAACUGUUUCAAGACAGAAGCAUCCGUACGGAGGCGGCGGCGGCGGCGGCGGCAUGCGACGAGCACGGUUUCUUCACAAACGCCACAGCUGGUCACGGGUGAAGAAUGCAAGCAUGUAAAUAGCUACAAUGCUGAGCUUUGUUCCUCUUUAUUUUCCGUGCUUUUCACGCCCCAUGACUGCUACAGAUGCGUCUGUGCAGCUCGUCCCCGAGCUGCCAGGAGGCCGUCUUAUCUCUGCCUUUCUCCAGUGUAACAUCAAGGAGGCACAUGAGAGUUUCGAUGCUGAUCUUUUCCUUUUUCUUUCGAGAUAAUCCAAAAACUUUUCAGAAGAAGUGCAAGACAUGCGCUGUAAUGCAGUUUAAAAGAAAUGUAUGCACUGAAAUUAUAAGCAAACUUGAAUCUUUGCAGAAACUUAGCUUUGCCAACUAGUUAAAUGAAUUAAGAUGAUUUAAAAAGUUUAUUACAGAUUAUCCCUUGAUGGAUUUCCUGAUUGUUUGUCAGGGGCCAAUGUCCACAUACUGCUUUAUUUUUGGUGCUGGCAUUUUUUUUUCUCCGACUGAUUUAAUUUAAGUGAGAACAUGUGCAGUUUAGAAAAGAAAAAAGAACUGUCUACUUUUUUUCUGUCAUCUUUUGUUGUAAUGGAGGCUCGUUUUCCUGCUCUAUUUGCUGGACGUGUCACCUGAUUUACCAAGAAGAUGGAAGAGAACUUGUUUCUGCCAUGUUGCUCCAUGUGAGAUUUUUCAAAAUGUAUUAGAAAAAAAAGAAAAAAACUGAUCAGAACGAACACAGACCGAGGCUUCAGCUGUCUGGUAUUGUAAAGAUCGGUUAUCUUGUCUGUCACUUGGUUCAAGUAUUGAUUCAUUUUGUGCACUUUAAAAUGAUGCUGAGAAAAAUGAUGCCUGACAUGUCCCGUUUCCUCCUCACCAACAGCAAGAAAAGGUUCAGUUCAUUAUGAUAGAUGUAAUUAAAAGAGAAAAUCCUCAUCGGUAAGCUGGAAACGUUGCUCUGAAUCUUGGUUCUUGAAGCGGCUCACCUCUGUGAUUAUCGCUGUGUCUCCCUGUUGCUUCUUGCACCGAGUCAGUCUAAUACUUUUGUUGACAUUAGGUUAUUUCUUAUUAUUUCAAAGCUUUAAAAGAAAAAGAAGACGUAUUGUGCCUUUAAAAUGAAAGACACUCAAAAUGAUUAUAUAUCUUAACAGUGGUGAAUUCCAGGUUUAUAAACUGAGAGUUGCUCUGUAUUUUUUUUUUUUUUUUUAAAUUUUAUUUGCACUGUUGGCAACACUGCCGAUUCUAUCAGCUGUAGGUCUGUAAUAUCAUCCAGACUACAGGCGUAUGCAGUGUUUUCUUGCCUUCUUUGCUUCUAAAGUGCUCAUUUCAUUUGCUCUGCUGUGUCCUCCCAGCACUGUAUAACCGCUCAGUGGACCCCCUACCGUUACCUUUUUUUAGUACCCAAUGUGACGUCUUGCACAACUCGGCAUCUCAAACCCAGAAGAGUGUUGCUCUUCGCUCCCACGCUCUGACUUUAAGGUGAAGUAGAGAAGAGAGGCCACUGAGCUCACAGGGAAUGUUUUAAGACACACUCGCCUAUGACCUCCCUGAGCAGGCAUUGCGCUUUACCCUCAUUAACGGUGUGUACACACCAAACAUUUUUAACUCUGGCUCGUUCACCCACUGUAAAAACCUCAGAGUUUUCAUGUAUAAAUGCAAACACAUCAACAAUAACUCCUAAUUAGGUGUUUUCUUUCUUUCCAGCUGUCAUUCUGUAUUUUCCUUCUCCAAAAAAAAAAAAAAAA